Molecule: messenger RNA, 533 nt
Organism: Schizophyllum commune H4-8
Lineage: Eukaryota; Fungi; Basidiomycota; Agaricomycetes; Agaricales; Schizophyllaceae
Exons: 3
Coding region: 13-357 (114 amino acids)
Source: RefSeq, a predicted model, not a curated record
CUGGAGUCGCACAUGAACAGUCAUACCGGCGCCAAACCACACAAAUGCGGGGCGCCCGGCUGCGACUCGAAAUUCGCGACACGCUCCAAUAUGCUCCGUCACCGUCGCCUGCACGGGCCUGAGGUGUGCGCGAUGCUUGAGGAACAGGAGAAGCGAGAGGCUGCCGCGGCGCCGACGCCCAUCAUUUUCAACACGCCUAUCGUGAACGAGGGCUCUGAGGAGGGCGGUCCAGGGAUAAACGUGCAGUGGAUGGCGCCCAACCAGGCUACAAGGCCGUACACCCGUUACCCGGAUUUGCUCCCGGACGAAGGAGGAUCCUCGACGGGAGGAGGAUCGUCAUCUUCUCAGCAAACGUAGGUGGUCAUGUUCGCGGGCUUUACCUAGUCUCUAGUAUUUGUGUUGUGAUGUUUGCUCGCGCUGUGCGCACCGUGUCGUCUUUGCUUAUAUCCAUGCUAUCUCCGUCAUGCAUUCUACUACUCAUAUACCGUACAAUGAUCGCUUUUUACCCCAUGUAUCAUCGUCUUACUGCCUCG